Molecule: messenger RNA, 615 nt
Organism: Helianthus annuus (common sunflower)
Lineage: Eukaryota; Viridiplantae; Streptophyta; Magnoliopsida; Asterales; Asteraceae
Product: beta-glucuronosyltransferase GlcAT14A-like
Exons: 3
Coding region: 1-615 (204 amino acids)
Cellular component (GO): membrane
Molecular function (GO): glucuronosyltransferase activity
Source: RefSeq, a predicted model, not a curated record
AUGGGGUUGUUUCGUCCAGUGGGUUCAACCUCUUCUUCUACUCAUAUUGAUGGCUUGAAAUCUGCAAAACAAACGAAUAAAACCGGAUCUUCUACUACUGUUUCUCGUUUCGCUUAUCUGGUUUCUGGGUCGAAAGGGGAUUUAAACAAGUUAUGGAGCACAGUGAGAGCAUUAUAUCAUCCAUGGAACUACUAUGUUCUUCAUCUUGAUCUUGAAUCGCCACUCGAGGAGAGAACGGAGCUUGCUUCACGGGUUGAAAAUGAUCUGGUUUUUUCUACAGUUGGGAAUGUUUAUGUGAUCACAAAAGCUAACAUGGUUACAUAUAGAGGACCAACGAUGGUGUCUAACACUCUUCAUGCUUGUGCCAUUCUUAUUAGAAAGUUUAAGGAUUGGGAUUGGUUUAUAAACCUCAGUGCCUCGGAUUACCUUCUCGUGACUCAGGAUGUUUCCAGAUAUUUGAAUUGGGGAAACUGUCGGCGGUGGCUUGGUGUUUGUGGCAGCGGAAGUGGUGUAGAUGGUGGUGUUACCGGCGAUGGCAGGGUGGUGUUAUGGUGGUGGUGUGGAGGUGGAAUGGUGGUGGUGGAAGUAAGAGGUAUAGAGAAAAAGAAGAAAUAG